Messenger RNA from Protobothrops mucrosquamatus (brown spotted pit viper), 2110 nucleotides. It is a transcript of the gene PRR5, whose product is annotated as proline rich 5. The coding region runs from base 99 to 1328 and encodes 409 amino acids. The record is from RefSeq and is a predicted model, not a curated record. NCBI's taxonomy places the organism in Eukaryota, Metazoa, Chordata, Lepidosauria, Squamata, Viperidae. Gene Ontology annotation, cellular component: TORC2 complex. The transcript has 8 exons. Gene Ontology annotation, biological process: TORC2 signaling.
GAGAACUUGCCCCCAUUGGGCGCGCCUGGCUCAGCUGCAUAUGUGUGUGUGGUGAAAAGGAUGGGGUUUCUCUAGCCACCGCGCACAAUCCAUUGACCAUGAGGACUCUUCGCAGGUUGAAGUUCAUGAGUUCGCCCAGCCUCAGCGAUCUGGGCAAGAGAGAGGCAGCUGCCUUGGACGAGCGGGGGACUCAGCACCAGCGGGCCUGCUCCAAUGCCACCUGGAACAGUAUCCAGAAUGGAGUCAUAGCUGUGUUUCAGAGAAAGGGGCUUGCAGACCACGAGCUUUACAAUCUCAACGAAGGAGUCAGGCAGCUUCUGAAAACUGAGUUGGGAUCUUUUUUUACUGAAUAUUUACAGAACCAGUUGCUUACAAAAGGCAUGGUGAUCCUGAGGGAUAAGAUCCGGUUUUAUGAAGGACAGAAACUUUUGGAUACCUUGGCUGAAACCUGGGAUUUCUUUUUCAGUGACGUCCUGCCCAUGUUGCAGGCCAUCUUCUACCCUGUGCAGGGGAAGGAACCCCCUGUCCGUCAGCUGGCCCUGUUGCACUUCAGAAAUAUUAUAACUCUCAAUAUAAAACUGGAAGAUGCUUUGUCCCGUUCCCGCGCAAGGAUUCCGCCUUCAAUCAUCCAAAUGUUACUCAUCCUACAGGGUGUUCAUGAAUCGAAAGGAGUUACUGAAGAUUAUUUGAAGUUGGAAACUCUCUUACAGAAGGUUGUUUCCCCUUACUUGGGGACGUACGGUUUGUACUCCAGGGAUGGCGCUCUCGCUCACUCCUCCUGCAUUUUAGAAAAACGCUUCUUUCGGCGCUCUAAAUCGGGGGAUAUUCUUGCUAAGAAUCCGGUGGUGAGAUCCAAAAGUUACAACAAUCCUUUGUUGACUCCCGUAGCCGAGUAUGAGACAGAAGGUGCAGCUGCCAACAACUCGAGCAUCCGACGACACUCGGUUUCUGAAAUGACCUCCUGCGCCGAGAUGCCGGGCUACUCCAAUCUCACCACCAUCACAGACAAUGGGUCCAAGAGCUCCAUGCUUACCAUGAAGAUCCCACCAUCGGGAGAACAGGAGAGGAUUUCGGCUGCUUCAGUGCAAUGUGUGUCUGAUCAACCCAAAGGACUCUUCUAUCCCAUAGACAACCCGGCCAGGGCAUUUGAGUUAGGCCGGGAUUCGGAUUUGCUCGCCAUCGCUCCCACAGCCAGCCCUGAGAACAUCGUGGACCAGAUUUUAGAAUCGAUUGAUUCCGAUUCAGAUGGAAUUUUCAUUGAUUUUGGCCAACACUGCUCUGGCUCCCCGGGGUACAAUAUGGAUGUGAACAGACAAAGCGUGGUCUGAAGGAGUUGUGCUUUACAAGUCCACCGGCCUCUUUGCCUACUCUUCCAAGUCAGAUAAAGAGGAUGACCCCCCCCAGAGAAGUGUGGAUAAUCCUGGCUUGGGGAAAUGGUGGUGCCACUUUGUGGUCAGGUUGCAUCUGUUUAGGCUAAGUUCAUAAAGUCACAUUGAGGUCCAUCCGUGACCAGGCUGAGCUAUGGGUAGUGAUGGAGCUUAGGUUUUAUAUCCAGGUUGAACUGAGCCACAAAUUAUAACAAGCCUGAGAUACUGUCUGACAUUCAAUCUCCCUAAAUGUCCUUCAUAAGUGCCCCCUCCUCCUGGGGAUGUGAUUUGCCUCCCAUUGAUUGCCUUCUUUCCCAGUGUUUUUCCAGUUUGGAUUUCCUCAGCAUUCUCCUUUCUUGCAGGAGUCAGCCAACCGGAGCCAAGUAGAGGAAGACUACCAAGUAGACUACUGGCGGAUUUACUUGGAAUGGAAAAGGACCAAAUGAAUAGGGAAUUGGACCAGGUUUUUAGAGUCAAUUCCAAUUACGCAAGAAGGAACAGAGUGCCCAGGGAGGUCCAUGUUAGAUUUCUUAAAAGAAAUCGGCGAGAUGAAAUUUUGAGAAUAGUAAGGGACCAACCUAUGAAGUAUAAAGAUAAAGAGCUUGUAGUUCUUAAACCGAGUCCUAGAAAAAUAAGGGAAGCACGAAGAGAUUAUCAAUUUUUAACAAGGAAACUGAUUGAUAGCGGAGUGAAUUUUAGACUGUUGAUUCCAGAAGGGCUGAUUUUUUGGGACUCGAAAAGAU